GCUAAAAUAACGUGAGUUCGAUAAAAGGAACUUCUACUUGUAUCGCAAAGUGUUAGUUUGCGCGGAAUACGCCACAAACUAAAAGUUUGUGCUACAAUUUAUGUCUUUGAGACGCGAAAACGGAACCUUUAGACGGACGAAAUGUUUAAGUCGAACUAACGUUAAAAUAGAUGCCAAUUCAUUUUGGAGUAGGGAGAAAAUUUAUCAAUAUACUGUGCAAGAGAAU
Messenger RNA from Geodia barretti, 226 nucleotides. The record is from the annotation of a GenBank genome assembly. NCBI's taxonomy places the organism in Eukaryota, Metazoa, Porifera, Demospongiae, Tetractinellida, Geodiidae.